Molecule: messenger RNA, 414 nt
Organism: Paraphaeosphaeria sporulosa
Lineage: Eukaryota; Fungi; Ascomycota; Dothideomycetes; Pleosporales; Didymosphaeriaceae
Exons: 2
Coding region: 1-414 (137 amino acids)
Source: RefSeq, a predicted model, not a curated record
AUGUGUGCGCCGAAGGAUGACGAAGAAUACGAAAAAGAGUGGCCGUACUCAUGCGAUCUUAGCGUUCUGGAAGGGCCACGUCAGGCAUGGGCAUACUGGAAUUCUUCAGUCGUGGACUACCAAGAUGAUGAUGAUGAUGAUGAUGAUGAUGAUGAUGAUGGUGGUGGGAUGGGCUACUAUCUUGCGUAUGGCAGACAGGAGCCAAUGAAGUGUGAGGAUAUUGAUAUGCCGGCCGGAUGUACUGCCAAGCCCUUGUAUCUGACGACUGAAACGGUCUCGGUGUUCUUGAAUGGAGGCAAAUGUCUAAGGCGAUCAGUUCCAUGGCCAUUGUGGUCAACUUGCUGCCAAUCCAACAAACCUUAUUGCAAGGAACGGGACCACAUGUACCUAAGAAUCCAGAGCAAUGAGCAAUGA